GGCCCAGCUGACCGGGAGGCACCGCCCCUCUCGCUCACGUUGCCAUGACAGCGUCAGCUCGAACGACGGCGACGACAGUCCCGACGGCAGGCAGGUCGGUGGCGGCCGGCGCCGACGGGAGGGCGUUUGGGCAUCGGGGAAGCGGGGCGAGAAGAAAUCGUGCUCCUGGCAUCGGCGCUCUCAUAAGGCACAAAAAGAAAGUCGGAGGCCACCGUCAACGCUUACGUGGCUCCUUAAUGUCGCAAAAAUGCCAUCGACAUUUACAUCGCGGCAGCUUCGACAUCGGAAAAUAUAUCGAUAUACGAUCGGCGCACUAGUGAGGAUUUCAUGGCUCGAAAAAGCGCUUAACGACGACUUCUUUCGGAAAGCGACUCGGAAAAGCGUCCCGCUUAAAGGCGCUCCGUCGCACCGCCGGUCAAUGUCCGCAACAACCGUAGCGCCGCAAACGACCAGAAUUCGAGCGGAAGUUCGGAAGCAGCCGGCUGACCGCACGCGUGUACGGUACUUUCACAGGAAGUGACUUCCCUACAUGCAAAUGAGCAACACCAUUUUUCUCAUUUUACUUUCUUGAGAUUGCCUUUUAUCGUUACCUCACCGUUAGUGGCUGAGAUAAAGAGAUUUACACUUCAAUGAAAGGAUAUUUUGUCGCGACAAUGAAGCGGCGCGCUUCCCAGCACGCAUUGCGCCACGCGAGGAUGAACCGCGGCCGUUAGAAGGGCGUCGAUCCUCAUCGUUGGCGUGUGCUCGUUCGCGCCCGAGGUUUCCGUCGCUCUUUGUUUGCACGAAACGGACCGCGGCUCGCGUCUGACCUCCCGGCCGGUUCCGCCGCCGGCCGGGCGAGACGACGCGACGACGAUGCUAAUUUCCGCGACCCGUUCGACAACGCCUCCGGACCAAAAGAGCCUUUGUUUUCUUGGAGCGCCACGAUGUCGAGAUCGGCACGGAAAGGCUUCACUGCUGAUAUCGGAGGCAGAGGGCGCAGCAACUCAUCUGAGGGGGCUCGGCCCGCGCGUGCCCCCUCGUGACGCCGCCACCGAUGUAACGUCGCCUGACCAGCGUGAGUGCGCGCGUGUGCGUGUGUGCGUGUGUGCGUGUGUGCGCGCGCGCGUGCGUGAACACCAGGACAGUGCAACAUCCUCCGCCCACUCUCCUCUCCAAGUGACGAUGCGAGGCUCCUCCCCUUCCCCCGAUUCGCUGCUGUCGCCUCGUAGCUCCGCCUUCUCCUUCGACACAUCACUGGUGCGUCGCCCGCCGGAUGAGGCCGGGACCCCACGGGCGCGCUACCACCAACUGACCAAUGACACGUCUCAAGAGGCUCUGGCCACGCCCACCAGCGCGCUCUCCAAGUCCUGCCCCGCCUCGUCCGACGCCUCGCCCGUUUACACACGAAGGAGCAAGAGGCCUGACAGCGAAGUUCUGGUGUCCGAGUCGAGUCGCGACUCGAGUCCCGCCGACCCGGGUCCGGUGCCGCCGGACCAGAAAACCAGAAGACGCUUCCUGGAUUUGGGCGUGACUCUCAGGCGCUCCUACCUCCGAGCGAAGAAGGACAAGCGAGCGGGCGAGGCGGCCGGCGGGGACGCGUCCGAGAGUCUCCGAGAGCGAGAGAGUUCAUCUUCGCGAGCGUCCUCUGUCUCGUUUUCUUGGUUCUCCUCUUCGGGAACGCCGCCGGGAUCCCCGCAAACGCACGCCGCCGACGCACGCGCACCCCCAGAGUCCCGCUCGCAGGAGUCGACUUGGAGCGAGGACUUUUCUCGUCCUCCGACGUCGCCGUCCGGGUGUCCUCACGUGGAGUUGUCGGCCUCCGUGUCGGCGCACCCCUACCGCACGCUCUCGCAGUCUUCUGACGAGGUCACGCGCACGCACAAAGAUGAAAAAAUGCCCGGCGACGAGCCGUCGUGUCCGGCGGGGUCUUGGACGAGUCGGCAGGUGUGCGAGUGGCUGCGGGAUCUGAGCAUGGAUCGCUACGUCCCAGAGUUCCGAGCCGGAGACGUGGACGGACGCUCGCUGCUCCAGUUGGACGGCGGAAAGCUCAAGGGUCUGGGCGUGCUCAGUUCGUGCGAUCGCGGCGCUCUGAAGCGGCGCAUCAAAGUCUUGCGGACGGCGGCGGAGAAGGAGAAGGAGAAGAAGAGCGGCAAGCAGAAGGGCAAAGAACGCAGAAAGCGGCCCGAGCAGCGCAGGACCUGAACGCACCGCGCGCCGGCUGUCAGCCAAUCAGAUUGCGGCCUCGUUUCAAGUUGGACGUCCAAAUAUGGCCCAAGUGCAUUUCCCCCCCUCUCGCUCAUAUGCAAAUGAGACGCAAAUGCUGUUAACUAUGGAUCUGUGUAAGAACAUUUAUUGUCACGCUUUCCAAUAAAAGACUUUUAUUGUGAAAGAACAGGAAGUGGCCCUCAUUAAGAGAAGCAAAGGCUGUUUGAAAUCCUUCGCUCAUUCCCAACUCCCCAAUCGCUACUUUUCA
Molecule: messenger RNA, 2455 nt
Organism: Phycodurus eques (leafy seadragon)
Lineage: Eukaryota; Metazoa; Chordata; Actinopteri; Syngnathiformes; Syngnathidae
Gene: samd14
Product: sterile alpha motif domain containing 14
Exons: 8
Coding region: 856-2184 (442 amino acids)
Biological process (GO): neuron projection development; calcium-mediated signaling; actin filament organization
Cellular component (GO): cytoplasm; postsynaptic density; actin cytoskeleton
Molecular function (GO): actin filament binding
Source: RefSeq, a predicted model, not a curated record